Sitophilus oryzae (rice weevil) is the source of this 6464-nucleotide messenger RNA. RefSeq names its product SH2 domain-containing protein 3C. The transcript is spliced from 14 exons. Lineage: Eukaryota; Metazoa; Arthropoda; Insecta; Coleoptera; Curculionidae. Gene Ontology annotation, molecular function: phosphotyrosine residue binding; guanyl-nucleotide exchange factor activity. The record is from RefSeq and is a predicted model, not a curated record. Gene Ontology annotation, biological process: small GTPase-mediated signal transduction; positive regulation of peptidyl-serine phosphorylation. The coding region runs from base 524 to 3169 and encodes 881 amino acids.
GGUAUCAUAGUAGGCUUAGUGCAGUACCAUUUCGAUUGUCACUUCAAGUGGCAUAUUUCCGUUCACAGGCCUGUGUGCCGCCGAUCUGGGAAUAGUACGGCCGGCUUUCGGCUUUCAAUUCUCAUCUGUCAUAAUUUCGAAACGGUCAUUCAAGUGGAAAGGUCGGAUCAAGUCGCCGGGGUUGUUUCUGUGAAGUAUUUUUGUUUUAUGAUCAUUUUUCCAUUCAUGCCGGGCCGUGUUUGCGUAGUGCGUGGUUUUUAAAUAUCUUGCGUAUUUUUUUCGCGUGGAAAAAUAAGGUUUCAGUGAUUUUUUGUGUAGUUUUAAAAUCAAGUGGAAAUACUUAUUGGAUUACCUAUCAGUAGAAUAAUUUAGGAACCGAAAAAUGCUAACACGACGAUCUAAUCUUAUCUUUGGAAGGAUUCGCGCUGUUUAGAAAUAUUGCAGGCGGGCAAACCACCGACGCCGAUAUUGUGAUCGUAUAGUGUAAUAAACUAAUGCAGAAGUCAACAUUUGACAGAUAGAAAUGGGAAAAAGUGCCAGCAAAUUAAAGAAAAGAGCCAGCGUACACAGUCUGAACUGGAACAGAUUCUCUUCUUUGCCUAUUCGAAAGUCCCGACUAGCCAAAGAGAAUGGAGUCAGCAUCAUUCCGAAACCGAAACACAAAGACAUAUCGCAAUGGCUCAAGGACUUGGACUUGGAACAGUAUAUUCCACUGUUCAGCAAAUUCCAGGGAGUGGAGGAUAUCCUGGAAUUCAACGAAGGGGACAUCAAGGAUUUGGGAGUGAAAAAAUCCUCGCACAGGGCCACGAUUGUCAGCAGUUUGACAUGUCUGAGAGGGAAAUACAAUGAUGAUUUAAAUCGGAAAACAACUCUUCGACAUAGUGUGGCCGUCGAUACAACAACAAAACGAAUGGAACGAGAAGACACUUUGACAGACCUAAGAAUUGUCAGUGAAGCCGUCCAAAGCAAAAGCCUUAGUACUCUAAUUAUGGAACCGGUGGCAGAUCCUCAUGCCAAUGCCGCCGACCUCCGCAAAUCUCUGGAAUGGGAAUUAUCGCAAGACAGCAGGGACUUGAGAUCGCACGCUUGGUAUCACGGUGCCAUUCCAAGGUCACGUGCCGAGGAUAUCGUCAGAGGGGAUGGCAGCUUCUUGAUCAGAGACUGUACAUCGCAGCCCGGAAACUAUGUUCUCACUUGUCGCACAAAAGGCCACCCCUUGCAUUUUGUCAUCAACAAAGUUUUUCUUCAGCCGGACACUGUAUAUGAAAGGAUACAAUAUCAAUUUGAAGAUGAAGCUUUCGACACUGUACAGGACUUGAUAACAUUCUACGUGGGAUCAGGGAAACCUAUUACGGUAGCUUCGGAAGCGAAAAUUCAAAAUCCAGUUAACAGAAUGUACCCUCUUUCCUUCUACGCUUCGAAAUAUCCAACACCUCUUCCAUCAAGCAGGCUUUCGUCGCCGGCAACGACACCUGUCGGAACGAUGCAGUACCGACAUAGUCCCUUACAAGGGUAUAGGCCGAAUUGUUCGCCUACUAGGAGGGAUGGACCACCAAGGCUGCCAUCUAAGAAACAACGAUCUCAGUCACUCACGCCUUCAGAAGUUAACCGCAUGUCACAAGAGAAAUGCAACAGCGCAGAUGGCGUCAUUCAGUCGCCGCUGAUGACCAGAUCGGUAGGAUCGGAAAGUGUCAGUUCAGGAUUGAAAUUUUCAACGCACUCGUUACCGCGCACCACCCACAACACUAGACUGUCGCUUUCUAACAGUGCCAACACUUUAGGAAGAAAUUCCAGGAUAACUAGCGAUCCGACCCUGUCGCCGUGUGCAGAACGACGACUGGGCACCGACGCAGCAGAUUCGGGCAUCGAAUCCCCUCCACCCAAACCAUCGCGCAUGCCUUAUCUUUCCAGGGCGGAAUCAGUGGAUUCUUCUGCGCUGGGCUUCCCUACUCACGGCGGCCUCCAACGGGUGACAUCGUAUCACGCCAGCGGGUCAGAUUCCGGCAACGGUUCGGGCGAUUCCGCCUUAAGCUCGGCAGCUGGGGAUACGGGAGAUCUCCCCAAAGGAAGUGGUGUAAUCAUUAAGAAUCCUCGAUACAAUAUGGUAAAUUCUGAAUCUUCCACAACGUUAAAAAAUUUCGAUUGUACAGAAGCAGAAGAAAAACUUCUUCAAUUUAUAGAAAGCCAACCUGUAAAGUUCGGUAGUAGAUUAGAUUUGGAAAACUUUCACACCCUUUUACUGCCCGUCAACGAGAACAAGCCGCUGGACGCCCAGGCGCUAAAACGAAUUAAAAUGACCCUUCAGGAGUCCGGACCUCGAAUACUGGCCAAUCACCUCACCAAGACGGACCUUGAUCUAAUUUUCGGCAAGUUCGAAGCCGAAUUGCCCGUAACGAACCUCAGCAGCGGCAUAGAGCUGUGCACUCUACCUCACGGCUUCCUUCUUAGACACGACCUUAUAGAAAGAACCGAAUGCUUGAAACUGUUAGUGGCAGUAACGAUUCUAACUUGUCCCGAUGUAACGGAACGAACGGAAACAUUGAACAAAUGGAUAGAAAUUGCGAUCGAUACGAAAACAGCGUUGGGCAAUUUGUUUGGAUUUUGUGGAAUCAUGUUAGGGCUUUGCUUGCCUCAGAUCGAACGACUAGAUACGACGUGGCACAUGCUGCGCCAAAAACACACCGACUCGGCCUUCAACUUCGAAGCCAAACUCCGCCCAACCUUGAAGAACAUGAACAGUUGCUCAAAUCCUCAAGCUCCUAAUACUACAAUACCCCACUUACUACCUUUAAUACUACUUCUCGAAAGAGAUCUACAAGAUUUCGUUAACGCCUCCAACCAAACGACCCUCACACAGAGCUGCCUCAGCCCCUGGGAGUCAAACACUCAAGACUUCGGACUCAGUACUUUACUAAAUCAUCUACAAGCUUCUAGAAAGUACACGGACUUGCACCAUACUUACCAAAGAAACGCUGAGAUAGUACUUAAUGAAGCAAGAUUGGACGAAUUGACGUUGGAUAUGUUUAAAACAGAAUUCCACCUGAAGUUCCUGUGGGGCAGCAGAGGAGCAUUUGCUUCGGCGCAGGAUAGGCACAGUAAAUUUGAGCAAGUACUUACGGUGCUGUACGAGAAAUAUUGUAAUUUUAUAGAGGAGAACGAAGUUCAGUAAGUUUACACGGCGUUAACUGUUGUUUAUAAAUUUUCUGACUGCUAAAAAAUAGGUUGGGAAUUACCGGAGUACUAUGAUUUAUCUAAUACUAGAAUAUAAGAACAGAAUGUUAUUAAAAAAAUAAACAAAAACUGCCCAAGGUAUUAUAGAGGAACAUUCAUUUAAACUUUUAAUCUGUAGCGCCGGCUAAAAAGGUGGGAGAAAUUUUUAUCAAUGAAAAAAAGUUUAUGGGGAAUUGAUUCUUUGUAUCUCUAUGCCCAGUAACCUUCGAAUAAAAUGAUUAAAGGAGCAUAAUGCUAUCCAUGUAUUCCAUAUAUGACAGAGAUGGGGACCUAGGGUAGGGAUCCUUGACAGUUCUGUACGACGUUUCAUGUGACACAUUUGAAUUUGAUUUGAAAUUUUGUGGAUUUGGUUAUCUUUACUGGGCUUAUUUUAUGUUAUUUAUUAUUUAUUCUACAACUGGUAGUUAUUUAGAGGUAGUAAAUCUAUAAGAAAAUUGUACAAGAACUUAAAUUAACAGUGACACUAUUGCGAUUUAUCGAAAGAGUCUAUAAAAUAGUUGGUUGUCUAGCGUGCAGUAGAUCUCGAUUAAAAAUCGAGGGAGAUGGAAUAAGUUUUUUACUAGUAAGAGUGACGAAGAAUAUACAUACGUGUAGUAAACCUAUCAUUUAUGAAAUUCACUUAGAAUUAACUAAUUAUAUAUUUUUUCUUGCAAUUUCGCUUUUAUUUACUACUUGUCAAAAAAAAUUAGAUACGUUAAUUUGACUGAUGUGCUUCAGUAAGUUCAGUAGCGGAUCUAAUGCUUUUGUUUUUAAAUAAUUAUAUCUACUUUUUAUUAAAAAUAUAUAUUUUUAUAACAAUCUCAAUAACUACUAACAUUUAUUAACAAUGUAAAAUAACACAACAAAUUAUUAAGUCUAUCCUAACAUUAUAUUUUUACAAAUUUUGAGUAAAAUUAGAACGGCACUGAUAAACCGGAAUUUAAGUCGGCCAUUUUAGGUCCCCAUUGCACACGACCUAACUUUUUUCAUAUGCUCCUUUCUUAUCUUUGCUUUGAUUCAUAUAAUAAAAAUAAUGUACUUUUUUUUUGAAAAUUUUCAUUUUGCAUUGAAAACAAUAGCUCUUUGGCGUCAGAGUUGGACUGGAAAUCGAGAUCGCUGUCACUUGUGUAAAAUUAUAUGGCGUAUAUUAUCGAUCAUCACUCACUAUAUCCUGUAUAUGGUGUUAAUUUGUUUAUUACUCGCGAUAACAGCUUUAGAAAGAAUAUAAUAUAGCUGGUUGAAAUAUAGCAACCUCGGCCCGCUCGUCGAUAGACGACGCGACGGGAUGAGUCGGCAGAAAACCCUAUAAGUGUAUGGUUUCUCAAUAGGCAGUGUUGCCAUUCUGUUCCCCUAUAAGUAACUGUCCAGUUAACAAUCUGUAUAUUAACACGAAUUAAUAAACAUAAACAAUUUUCUUUUAUAACACCAUACGACGGAAAUAAGACGGCGUCAGAUUUGGCUUAGACAUGGCAGUCGCUAUUUUACACGUAAACUUAUGGGCGAAUGUCAUCGAUCGUUAUAUUUUCAAGCCGACAUGACGCCGUUUUUUUUUCAUCAUACAGUCCUUUUUUUAGAGAUCAUCUCUGUACUUUUCACUUUUUACUUUAUAUUUUAUUCAUCUAACACCACUUAUUACAUAUUUAAAAAUAUUUUCAUCCUGUAUUAAUUCCGCAUAAACUUUUUUUAUAACAUAAUAAAAUGUUUCCCGUUUCUUGCAAAUUUUUUGAUGGACUUAAAACAUCACAGACCAGCAACUAGAGUAUUAUUUAAACUUCUUUACAUUAAAUUAUGACCUGAAUAAUACUUGCAAGCGUAAAAAAUACGAAAAUAAAACAAAUCUCAUCAAAAAUUAAAUUUGUAAAAAUUGUAUUUACUUGUGAAUAUAAUUAUUCUGUACCAUUAUAUAUGUAAUUAUAAUUAUUUGCUGUAUAUAGUUGUCAGAGCAAUAAAUAGUACUUAUAUCUUAUUUUAAAUAACUAACGCAACCAAUAUUGGCUCAUUAUUUUUGAACUAUGCUCAGUUAAUAUACAUGGUGAUCAUAUUUUAAUUGGAUAAAAAAGCAGGCGAUUAGAGAUAUUUUCAGUUCAAACCCAUAAAACAAUCGUUAUAAACUAAAACACGCUCAUCAUAUAUCACACAUGAACAAAAAGCAGUAAUGUGAUUUCAUAAUUAAAUAUUUUACUGUAAAAACACCUUAUAAACAAUCUAAACUUGGAAAUAAUAUUUUUUGUCAUGUCCUAUAAUUCUUAAACGUAACCUUUUCCAAUAUGACAAAAAACGAACACAUCUUUUUAAAUACUGCUAAAACGUAUUAACUAAGAAAUAGUUGAAUGGCAGAAUAAAAUUGCCUGCCAUUCAAAUUAUUCUGAAUACAGACGUUAAAGCAGCGUCCUACAAUAAUAGAGGUCAUUUGUAUCCACUGCCUAAAUGUCAUAUACCAUAUGACAAAUGUCAAAACGUUGAUAAUUUGUCUGAGAAGAACUGUAAAUUAUUUGUUUAAAAUAGGAUCCCUCUGUAUAUACCAAAUGAGAUAUUUGAUAAUGCUUAUUUGCUAAUGAUGAAUUGAAAAGUUUAAAUGAUGUUUUGUAAGUUUAUAAGCAUAAGAAUCGGCCUAAGAUUAGCUUGCUAUUCUCAUAUUAAUAUUAAUAUUAAUACAAUAGCAGAAUGUUCACUAUGAUGAAGUUAGAAGUAAAAAAAAUCUCUACUGUUGGGUCAAUUUUUAUGAUACAGUAUGAUUUCGAAACAAUACAAAAAAAAUGUAAUCACUGCCUAAGACCGCAAAUUAAAAAUAGAUCGCACUGCCAUGCUUUAUCGAAAAUUUACAUAUUAUGUAUUUAUGUAGUUUAAGCAUACACAUAAAUUUUGUUUCCUCUAAAUUUUAUUUGUUUCUUAUAUCCAUAAAAUUAAAGAUUAUUAAAAUAAUUAUUAUUUUUGAUAUAGUUUCUUAAUGCUAGAUCAUAAACAUUUUUACUCCUAUUAAUUUAAGUAAAGGUAAAUGGUAAUACAGUUAAGUAUUUAAUUUUAAUACAUUGUAAGUUUUAAAAUAUCCUUUCACAAUGUACUUCCGUCGUAACAGUUUACGAGUUACAGCCGACCUCCUAUUAUUUGACCAACCUAUACCAUCCUGGACACUUCAUCUGUGUGGUACUAUAUUUUAAUGCAUGCGACAGAGAUAAAUAUAAAUGACCGGUUGACAGACAGAGAAACAAAAUAAAAAGCGGCAAACAGUGUUGCCGGUUUUUAAGCGUGUAGGA